Messenger RNA from Neltuma alba, 2102 nucleotides. Its product is annotated as cyclin-dependent kinase E-1. Gene Ontology annotation, biological process: protein phosphorylation. Bases 90 to 1514 code for a protein of 474 amino acids. Lineage: Eukaryota; Viridiplantae; Streptophyta; Magnoliopsida; Fabales; Fabaceae. The record is from RefSeq and is a predicted model, not a curated record. Gene Ontology annotation, molecular function: protein serine/threonine kinase activity; ATP binding. The transcript has 16 exons. Gene Ontology annotation, cellular component: nucleus; mediator complex.
ACUGGCCCCGUUCAAUUUUGUGUAAGAAGCAGCCUAUGCAGUAGGCGCGACCGCUUAAGAGGAAAUUUGGGGCGGGGAAGAGAGGAGUCAUGGGAGAUGGUAAUACUACCACCGGCAGCAAUCGGUCCAACAACAACAACAACAGUAAUAAGCCUGAGUGGCUACAACAGUACGAUCUGAUAGGGAAAAUUGGGGAAGGUACCUAUGGUCUUGUAUUCCUCGCAAGGAUCAAGUCUGCCACGAAUCGUGGAAAAUCAAUUGCCAUCAAGAAAUUCAAGCAGUCCAAGGAUGGAGACGGAGUCUCUCCCACUGCUAUCCGUGAAAUUAUGUUACUCAGGGAGAUAACGCAUGAAAAUGUUGUGAAGCUUGUGAAUGUUCACAUCAACCAUGCCGAUAUGUCUCUGUACCUAGCUUUUGAUUAUGCUGAGCAUGACCUUUAUGAAAUCAUUCGGCAUCAUAGGGACAAGGUCAACCAUUCUAUUAAUCAAUAUACUGUUAAGUCAUUACUUUGGCAGUUGCUCAACGGACUAAACUAUCUGCAUAGUAAUUGGAUAAUUCAUCGAGACCUUAAGCCAUCAAAUAUAUUGGUUAUGGGUGAAGGAGAGGAACACGGAGUUGUUAAAAUUGCUGACUUUGGACUUGCAAGGAUAUAUCAAGCCCCUUUAAAGCCAUUAUCUGAAAAUGGAGUUGUUGUUACCAUAUGGUAUCGUGCACCUGAGUUGCUUCUUGGGGCAAAACAUUAUACCAGUGCUGUUGAUAUGUGGGCUGUUGGAUGCAUUUUUGCUGAGCUGUUGACACUAAAGCCACUAUUCCAAGGAGCAGAAGUCAAAGCCACACCCAAUCCAUUUCAGCUUGAUCAACUUGACAAGAUAUUUAAGGUUUUAGGCCAUCCCACAUCAGAAAAGUGGCCUACCCUAGCAUAUCUUCCCCAUUGGCAACAAGAUCUUCAGCGUAUACAAGGGCACAAAUAUGACAACACUAGCCUUUGUAAUGUUGUACACCUACCUCCAAAAAGUCCUGCUUACGAUCUCCUAUCAAAGAUGCUUGAAUAUGAUCCUCGAAAGCGGAUAACGGCGGCACAAGCUUUGGAACAUGAGUAUUUCAAAAUGGAACCACUACCUGGGCGGAAUGCUCUUGUGCCCUGCCAACCUGGAGAGAAAAUUGUGAAUUAUCCCACUCGUCCAGUUGAUACAACAAUAGAUUUUGAAGGGACAACCAAUUUGCAACCUUCUCAACCGGUUUCAUCUGGAAAUGCUGUUUCUGGUAACAUGACAGGCGGUCAUGUAUCAAAUAGACCUGUCCCUCGGCCAAUGAAUGUUGUUGGCAUGCAAAGGAUGCCACCUAUGCAAGCUUAUAAUCUUGCAUCCCAGGCGGGGAUGGGUGGUGGAAUGAAUUCUAGCAUCCCUAUGCCACGAGGUGUUGCACAGGCUCAUCAGCAGCAGCAGUUGAGAAGGAAAGAUGGUGGAAUGAUGUUGCCUGGAUACCCUUCACAGCAAAAGUCUAGGCGUAACUAAGGUUUUCCCUGGAGAUACAAGUACAGAUCAGAUUGUGCUCAACAUUCGGGCACUUGGAACUCAUUCGGGAUCCCAAGUUCGAAUGGCUUACCUUCAUUGGUUCCUGGCCUAGUGCAGUCAAAAAGAUCUUCUACUCUGCAAUGGAUGCCACAGCUUGAGCUACAAUGAUAUGCCAAUGGAAUCCAUUGGAGGGAAUAAAAAUGGUGUUGAUUAAGCUACUGGAAUCAUAUGUAUAUCCUGAUUUCCACUGUACAAUCUCGUAUUUCGUUAAGACUCCCAGAGCUUAUAAUAUUCAUUAUAGCAUCCAAUACGUUUCCUCUGAAAGGGAACUCACGUAGUUUCCUCUGACCAUGUAAUAUUAUUGUACUGAAAAAUAUUGCUUCACAUCAGUGGAGAUCUGAGUCAAGUUAUUAGUCAUCCAGAUGGAAUUAGAUUAUUUUUGACAGAUCUUUUCCAUUGACAUGGCAUUCUUUUAGUUGAACAUUUUUCUGUCGUUGUAAUUGAUUGUGACAGAAUUUUGACGCAGGAAAGUAGCCAAAUCCAUGGCGACUUGGCCCUCAAUUUCAGGAAUUGAACAUGAGUCGAUGA